Lacerta agilis (Sand lizard) is the source of this 1879-nucleotide messenger RNA. It is a transcript of the gene B3GNT8, whose product is annotated as UDP-GlcNAc:betaGal beta-1,3-N-acetylglucosaminyltransferase 8. Lineage: Eukaryota; Metazoa; Chordata; Lepidosauria; Squamata; Lacertidae. The transcript has 2 exons. Gene Ontology annotation, cellular component: membrane. The record is from RefSeq and is a predicted model, not a curated record. Gene Ontology annotation, molecular function: protein N-acetylglucosaminyltransferase activity. The coding region runs from base 94 to 1314 and encodes 406 amino acids.
CCUUGCGAUCUUCAGAUGGAGGGCAGUAUACAGCCCAGUUUGAAGUGAUGUGCUGCCAGGUGCCUUGGAGAUUAUAACGUCAAAAGGAAGGAGAUGAAACCUUCGCGGUGCAUCACCGUGGCUACCGCUUUGCUGAGUCUGGUUGCCCUCAAAGCCUACAUUGAGUGGAGUGUGGAGGAGGCCGAGAGGGUCCCGACCCCUCACGGGGGGCACGGCGUCACGACCGUGGCCCAGCCCUCCAAGGACGACUUGCCGGCCUUCACCCUGCAGCGCUUCAACGCCUCCUUGCACCAGCUGCGCCAGAGCAUCCCGCGGACAAACGCCUACUGGAACGAAAAGCAGCACCAGAUCUUCCAGGACUUGGAGGAAGGGCUGGUGAACACGUCAUGGAACGAAUGUUCCGCCGGGCCCGAGGCAGCAAGCCGGGUGGCCAAAAUCAGCGACUUCAGCUCCUAUCCGGACCUUUACAGGAACUUCCUCCUCUACGACGAAUGCCGGAACUUCUCUCUCUUGAUCAACGAAGCGGGGAAAUGCUCCGGCACCAAGAACCGCACUUUCCUGCUCUUGGCUAUCAAAUCUCUGCCGGGGAAUUUUGCCGCCCGCCAGGCCGUGCGGGACACGUGGGGGCGCGAGGGCGAACCCGGAGGGUUGCCCGUCCGCACCGUCUUCUUGCUGGGCACGGCCCAGAGCCGCUUCGGGCCUCGGCUCCAGCGCCUGGUGGAGUACGAGAGCCGGAGCUACGGCGACAUCUUGAUGUGGGACUUUGAGGACACCUUCUUCAACUUGACUCUGAAGGACUUCCUCUUCCUCAGCUGGACCGCGGAGUACUGCCGGGACGUGCGCUACGUCCUCAAGGGGGACGACGACGUCUUCAUCAACACGCCCAAGGUCUUGGAGUACCUGGGGUCCCUAGACGCCAACAAGAUGCUCUACACGGGCCAAGUGAUGGCCAACGCUUCGCCGUUCCGCGUCCGCCGGAGCAAAUACUACGUCCCCGAGUCGUAUUACAUGGGGCCUUACCCGUCCUACGCGGGUGGCGGGGGGUACAUCUUCUCGGGGCCGCUAGCCCGGUGGCUCCACCUCAUCUCCCGACACAUUGCGUUCUACCCGAUCGACGACGUUUACACGGGGCUUUGCUUCCAAGCUCUGGGCAUCCGCCCCGAAGCACACCCGGGCUUCCUGACCUUUGACAUUGCGGAGAAGGACCGCAGCGACCCGUGCGUCCACAGCAGGCUGCUGCUGGUCCACCGCCGCAGCCCCCAACAGACCCUCCAGCUGUGGAAGCAGAUCACAGACCCCAACCUCAGCUGCUGAACGAUGGGAGUCAGGAACAACGGGUUCGAGACGCUUCCUGUUGAGCGCUGAAGGCAGGCGGAGGCAGGUGUGGCGCAGCCUUUUGUGUCUCUGUCGAACACGAGGACCUCCUGUAUGCAGUUAAGGGAGGGGAAAGACUUCCUUGAAAAGUUUGUGUGUGGAGAAAGGGCAGUUCCGAGUGGUGGCGCCAUGCCACUGCCUUCCUAUUCUGCUUGGGCACUUCCUAGAGGCAGGGGCCUGGCCACAGCCAGAAACCAAAUACUGGAUCAGAGGGGCACUGGACCCUCUUCACUAGGCCUCUCCGUAGGUUUCUGUUUUAUGUCUGCUCUGGGGUGGCAGCAUGGAGAGGGGAGAGGUUGGCAGCUGGCACAGUGGGCAGCCCUGCAGAAAGCAGAGGACCAGAGGGGCAUUUUUCUGAGUUGUUCGGAAAGGGUGGUGUAUCAGUGGCAGAGGACACGUCUGACUGCGUCAAGGCCCACCUUCAGUCUCUUUGCCGGGGGGGGAGGGCGGCCUUUACUGCCAGAGGGCCACAUUCUCUUCCGUGCCAUCUUCUGAGGGGCCGCAU